This is a messenger RNA of Limanda limanda (common dab), 2894 nucleotides long. RefSeq names its product oxidoreductase NAD-binding domain containing 1 (gene oxnad1). Gene Ontology annotation, cellular component: mitochondrion. The record is from RefSeq and is a predicted model, not a curated record. Gene Ontology annotation, molecular function: oxidoreductase activity. The coding region runs from base 109 to 1044 and encodes 311 amino acids. Lineage: Eukaryota; Metazoa; Chordata; Actinopteri; Pleuronectiformes; Pleuronectidae. The transcript has 8 exons.
CGUACCUCUGUCAUAUAACCACAACAUAACCAAGGUUACACCGGAGCUACCGGAUGAAACUAUGAGCGACAUUUGACAGAAACACAGCGUCAUCUUGUGUCGGUCGUGAUGAGCGUCCCGGGUCUGUUGUCCUCCGCUGCCCGAAGCCUCAGCCUCCCGGGUCCCGCCGCAGGUCUGCUCUGCUCCCGGCUGCUGGUCCAGCCCAGCUCCACCACAAGAAGAAAUAUGACCUCCAAAAGACAAAUGGACCACCUGGAGAAGACAGCAAGCAACACCAGACAAAGUCCUCUGUAUCCUGCUCAAGUAUGUGGAAUAAUAAAUGAGUCCGAGACAGUGAGACGUUUGAGGAUAUCCGUCCAUCCAAACUUCAGCUUCAAAGCGGGACAGUGGGUGGAUUUCUUCAUCCCUGGUGUGGAGAAGGUGGGCGGGUUCUCCAUGUGCUCCAGCCCGUGUCUGCUGCAGCGGGAAGGCGUCAUCGAACUGGCCGUAAAAUACACCAAACACCCCCCGGCCCACUGGGUCCACACUGUGUGUGAGGUGGGCUCCCAGGUGGCCAUGCGUGUUGGCGGCGACUUCUUCUUUGACCCGACACCCUCGGAUCCCUCCGUGGAUUUGCUGCUGGUGGCUGGCGGCGUCGGGAUCAACCCGCUGUACUCCAUCCUGUUGCACGCCGCAGAUCUGCAGCGUCUCAACCAAUCCUCGGGCAGCGUUGACUACAACAUCGGCUCGGCUCACCUCUGCUACAGCGCCAAGAACACCCACGAGCUGCUCUUCCAGAGCUCCAUCAGCGAGGUGUGUCGGGAGUUCCCUGACAAGUUCUCCUGCGACUUCCACGUCACGCAACUGAGCCCAGAUGCCGACCCACGCGUCCAGCCAUUCAUCAAGCGUGGGAGAAUCACAGAGGAGCAGCUGCGGGCCCGUGUGAACCCCCAGAGGACUUUGUGUUACCUGUGCGGCCCCCCGCCCAUGAUCGAAGGCAUUUCCAAAACCCUCAUGGACUUCGGGCUCUCGAAAGACAGGAUCCUCUUCGAGAAGUGGUGGUAGAACCUCCGACGGAUCGCAGGAAUCCACAGGGUUGUCCUCGUGGCUCUUGUUUCCUUCUGUAGUUUUCAGGGGGAGGACGCACAGGGAGCGGCAAGAAUGGAGAGAAACAGAGAGAUUCCAGCGAUGUGGACAUAAAUGUGAGAGCUCGAGCAGCUGAGGGAAUUCAUCCUCUGAUCCCUGCUGCUGCAACCUGUGUCUGAUCUGCAAUAGAACCUCCGGGAGCCGCCCACGCUCCAGUUAUCUGCUGACUCCGUGGACGGAUUUGAUUUUAUGUUUUAUUUCUCAUCAUUUUAAAACCGGAAGACUGAAAAAGACAAUAGAACUUAAAGACAUUGUCCUCCUCACUGUCUGAAACAUGCAACAAAUCUCCAGCGUCAGUGUCCCCUUCAUUGUCAUGAGACACAUUUUGACACGUUACAUACCUUCAGAUUCCAUAUUACCAGCCUCCAAUGAGGUUCUGCUUAAACAGAUUAAUAGGUGAUGUUUAGUUUGACCCAGAAUUGUCAUCUUAAUGUUAAUGCACCAAUUAAUCUAUGCAAGCAUGUUUUAGUUUGACAUUUUGGGAAAUGCACUUCUUUGCUUUCCUGCCAAGGGUUAUAUGGGAAAAUGGCACCACUGUGUUUGGUAAAUAGUGAACAAAUACAUUGAUAAAAUAGAAAUACAGUAGGAGUGGUCAAAUUUGAGGGUUGAAUUAUGUGAUUUGAUUAUUUUAAAGCUGAUUUGAUUAAAACAGCUCUAAUGUGAUGGAACCAUUACUGUGUUUUAUCAUUUCCCAGAAAAUUACCAUUUAGCUUUGAGGGUAAACAGCCUUAAGUGUUGAAGUAACACGAAAUAACUGAAAAAAAUGGAGGUUUUAAUUUAGAAUUAAUAAUGGAUGGGUUGAAAACGCAUGUGGAACCAUUGCCAUUUUCUUUUAAACUGUAUCACUCAGAUAAGCAUCUGUGCUGUGUCUCCAUCCAUUAUUCAAAGCACCUGACUGACAUUUAUUUAAAACAUGCAAUUUUUAAAAAUGUAAAUACUAAAUAAUUCAUUACUCUAUUUCAUAAGCUCCUUUUUUAUUACUCCUCAUAGGCUGUUUUCUCUCCUGUUUGAUUCAAAAUCUCCGUGGUGGAGAUAUCUUUAAAUAUCCAGGCCAGUGGUUUCUCCCUGUUUCAAGUUAACACUUAGAAUAUAUCUUUACCUCGAGCACUUUGCCAGAAAGCAAAUAAGCCUACUUUUUCAAAAUGUCAAACUACUGCUUUAAUUCUCUAGAACAGAGAGAAUCAGUGCAAACAAUAGCAACGUGUUCUGUUUUUACUGCACUUAAGUGUUUGAGUGAUUUUCAUUUAUACAAGUACCUCUGAUGCAAAUGUGUCAAACCAUGUGUGUGUAUAUACUUAGUGAAGUACCUCAGAGCUAUUUAUUUGCAGGACUUGAAGAGAUUGGAGUCGUUUGACUGAGUUACAAUGAAGUGAUUGUUUCCACGUUUUUUACUCUCAUUCAAACUUCACACCAUUCUCUGUAUUUUUUGAGCAAGACGCUCAACACGUCUCUCCCACAUACGGACCACUGUCUCAGCCUGUUUUACUCAUUUACACUAUCACAUGCAAACACAUCCACAUACCCAUGAACAGUUUCCCAUCUCAGGGUGGAGUGGGUAUCCCACGGUGCACUGUAAUGGAACCUCCAGGUGGUCUCCGAUUCGCUUGGAUCACUGAACGCCCCUCGGAGAUGGCUGCGGGCUUCUUGUUGUCGUCUCUCCGUGGGAGCAGUGCCGUCGAGACUCAUUUCUGCCUUUGUUCCUCAUAUGAGGAAAACUGUUUAUGAUGGUAGCGAGACAUUUAAAGGAAAUAAAGGAAACUGAGUCGAUC